Molecule: messenger RNA, 1065 nt
Organism: Capronia coronata CBS 617.96
Lineage: Eukaryota; Fungi; Ascomycota; Eurotiomycetes; Chaetothyriales; Herpotrichiellaceae
Exons: 4
Coding region: 1-1065 (354 amino acids)
Source: RefSeq, a predicted model, not a curated record
AUGUCCGCCACAGAGGUGAUGGAGGCCGCUCAGGAGCCGUUGACUCUGACGAUGAAUAACGGCCAGACAAUCAGUUUCAAGUCCAACAUUUCCAUUGAAGCAGACGAGAUCCCCAUCAUCGAUAUCAGCGGUAUAUACAGCGAGAACUUUGAAGACCGCAAGGCCGUUGCAGAAAAGAUCAGAGAAGCAUGCCAUCGAAUCGGCUUCUUCUAUGCCAUCAAUCAUGGAGUCGAUCCAUCCCUCACAGAAGGAGUGUUCGAGCAAGCAAAACGCUUCUUCAACCUGCCGGAAGAGAAGAAGAUGGAAGUAUGCACCGACCUCCAGCCGGAGGAGUAUUUCGGGUAUUUCCCCAUGAGUUUGUACAAUCGAAACAACAAGAAAUACUCCGACUUGAUGGAAGCCUUCAACUGGGGCUACGACGCAAAGUACGACCCCAUGGCCACGGACAAGGAUAAAGACAUCCCACACAAGAAUCUCUGGCCUACCGACGUCCCGGGCUUCAAGGAGACAUUACACGCCCACCACACCACGCUGCUCGGUCUGGCUCGUCGGCUCAUGCGCACGUUCGCACUGGCUCUUCACAUGCCGGAAGACUUCUUCGACGACUUUGUGGUGCAUCCGGAAGCUGCGCAGCGGAUCGUCCAUUACCCGAUUCAAGAGCAAUCCGUCGACGACCAGCACGGCAUCGGAGCACACACCGACUUUGAAUGCUUCACGUUCGUCUCCCAAGACCAACAGGGCGGCCUGGAGGUGCUGUCCAAGUCGGGGUACUGGGUCAAAGCGAAGCCGAUCCCUAACAGUCUCGUGGUCAAUAUCGGCGACUGCUUCAUGCGCCAGACCAACGACUUCUUCGUGUCGACGGUGCAUCGCGUCAUCAACAAGAGCGGCGCCGAGCGGUAUUCGUGUCCCUUCUUCUUCGGCUUCGACCGGGCUAAACUGCUCGAGCCGGUUGCUAGCUGUGUCUCCGAGGACAAUCCGUUCAAGUAUCCCAUCAUGACUAGUGGCGAGUAUUACCUGUGGAGGGCGGCGAAGGCGAAGGAGAAGGAGCCUGAGGAGGCGAAAUAG